AUCUGAAGCAGCACAUUUCGGAUCCAUUGAAAGGUUUUGAACUUCCGUGCGUCGCAAUGAUUUGGAUCUAUUAAUACAGCAUGCUUCUUCGGGGACUGUUAAAUGCUCGUCACUAGCAGUCAGUAUCUCAAAACGUGCAGGCGCUGAAAAGUGGCCAGUAGGUAAUCAUCGUAUAAAGUGUUUCCUCCCUGGGACAGGACGGUUCUCCGACAUGCAAACGAAGGGGGCUAUUUGCUGUUGUUUCAGAAGAAUUUACAAGCCUGUCCCUUCAAAUACAGACUGGCGGAAUCAGUUGUCGGAGGAAGAGAAGAACGUAUACCUGACAGAAAAGACAUUGCUGCUUGUGUCGGAGAACCUAGGGGAAGGUUGGGAGGCGGUUGGCGUCCGUCUAGGGCUGACUUAUGUGUGUGUACAGAGGUGCAAGAUGACUCACUCUACCUGUGUGCUGCAGAUCUUUGCCAUGUUGAACACGCGGAGGAGGAAGGAAGGUCAGGAGGCUACAGCCGGGAAUCUGAUGGUUAUCCUCCAGCAGAGUCUACAGGUGUGCAAUACAGACAUGUGGGAUGUCGUCGCCGUGUUAAAGGAGCACUGAUGAUCUAACUCACACUUCAACUCAACGUAUCAGUGACAAAAAUGAUGUCCUAUGCAAGUCACUAUUUUGACUUAUACCAUACGUUCCCGAAAUAUUUUCAGGUUAACAAUUGACUAGACUUUGCAUAUAUUUAUAACGGGUG
This is a messenger RNA of Haliotis rubra (blacklip abalone), 734 nucleotides long. RefSeq lists its product as uncharacterized. Gene Ontology annotation, molecular function: protein binding. The record is from RefSeq and is a predicted model, not a curated record. NCBI's taxonomy places the organism in Eukaryota, Metazoa, Mollusca, Gastropoda, Lepetellida, Haliotidae. Gene Ontology annotation, biological process: signal transduction. The transcript is spliced from 2 exons. The coding region runs from base 212 to 592 and encodes 126 amino acids.